AUGGCGACGUAUGGAAUGAUUUUCAUAAUUUUAAUGUGGUUUUUGACACGAAUCACUGCUCAGGACGUGAUAAACAUAGCUCAGGGGAAGAUCCGCGGCGUCCUUAGAGACGGGUUCGUUUCUUAUCAAGGUAUUCCGUACGGCUCGAUAAGUGGAGUCAACGGAAGAUUUAAGCAUGCUGGACUCGCGCCUACGUGGACAAACGUCAGAGAAUCGAACGAGAUACAAUGCUACUCAAGUUCACCAGUCGAGGAUUGUUUACAUUUAGACGUCCACGUUCCGCAUGGGUCGAAUCUGCCGGUCUUGGCCUGGGUAACUGGAGGUAGUGGUCGGUAUAACCCCACGUUGCUGGUGAAGCAAGGAAUUGUCAUAGUGACUAUCAGGCACAGGUUGGGACCAGUAGGCUUUUUAUGUUUAAGCGAAGAUAAAGUCUCAGGCAAUGCAGGUUUAAAGGACGUGGUACUAGCUUUACGAUGGGUUAGAGACAACAUUAUCGCUUUUCAUGGAAACCCAAAUAAAGUUAUAGUAGCUGGACAAAGCUUUGGAGCUGCUUUAGUAGAAUCCUUGAUGCUGACACCAAUGGCUUCCGGGUUAUUCCAUGGGGCUAUUCUACAAAGUGGAACAGUUUUAGCCCCUUGGGCCUUUAACUAUGAUGCCGAAAAUAGAGCGAAAUUCUUAAAAAUGAAUUUUGACGAAAGUAAAGACAUGCACUUUUUAAACAAAGUUGGGAUUGCAGAUUUAGCAGAAAAAGCUGAAGAUCUCGAGGUUCCCUACUUGCCGUUUGGUAUCUGCAUAGAAAAACCGUUAAAAAGUGAAGAAAGAUUAUUAUCUCAGUCGCCUUUUGACAUUAUGUCGACUGGAAACAUGUCUAAAGUCCCGAUGAUAGUGGGGUACACUAAUAAUGAAGCGUAUGUAUUUGCUUCAAUGCUGAAAAGCUCAAAAGCUUUAACGAGAAUGUCUAAGGGAAUGGAAUUCUUGCUUCCGAGUGAAUUACAAACAAACAAAAGAGAUGUACCACAACUAGCUAACAAAGUCCAUGAUAUGUACUUCGACGGGAACAUGACGAUGGCAUCGCUGUUAGCUUACCACAGAGACGCCUACUUCUUAGGUCAUAUUCACAGGAGCGUACGCCUUCACGCUUCUUUUAGCGACUCUGUGUAUUACUAUCAGUUCUCCUACUUGGGGAAUGUGGGUGUGGAAGGAGAACCAGGCGUGAUGAAGACAGGCGCAGCGCACUCGGAUGAAUUGGCAUACUUGUUCCCAGCGAAGGGUGAGAAAUUAGAUGAUGAAGAUGGAAUAGUACAAGAGAAUAUUAUACGACUUUGGACAAAUUUCGUGAAGCAUUUGAAUCCAACGCCGGAAAGUGAACAUUUCCUGUGGGAGCCCGUAAAUCCUCAUGAUGUUCGGAUCUUGGAUAUUAACGUGGAUUUAAACAUGAUAGAAUUUCCUUAUAAAAGGAAAACGCAGAUGUGGAAAGAUAUUUAUGAGAAAUAUUACUUCGAAAACAGAAGGAACACCGCUCAGUCGAAUACUAAGAAUGCUAGUCCUAUACGAGCCCAAAGGAUUGAGGAAGUCACUGAAAUUCUCGUCGAAACUGAAUACGGGCUGGUGCGCGGAUUUAAAGAUGACAAUGAAAUCGUAGGAUUUUUUGAUAUACCAUACGGCAGUUUUAGUGAAGAAAAACCAUUCGAGGCACCGUCUGCGACUAACAGUUGGAGUACUGUUCUCGAAAACACUGAGCAUAAAUCCAAAUGUCCUCAAAUUGAUUCAGAAAACAACUACACUGGAAGUAGCAAUUGUCUCACGUUAAGCAUUUUUCUACAAAGAAAUACUGAAAACGCCGAUGUUCUUUUCCACAUUCACGAUGGCUCAUCGAAUACGGGUAGUGGAAAUCCCUUAGAAUAUCGCCCAAGACACCUGGUUCCUAAAGGAAUAAUUUUAGUUCUGCCAAACUAUAGAAUUGGACCGUUGGGAUUUUUGUGUUUACAAAACGAAACUGCACCUGGAAAUGCUGGCCUUAAAGAUUUGAAUCUAGCUCUUCAAUGGACAAAGAAGAAUAUUAAAGCCUUUGGAGGUAACGAUUCCAACAUUGUAAUAAGCGGAUCCGGUGGUGGAGGAGCGCUGGUCGAAUAUUUAAUUUUAUCGAAUCAGUCAAGGGCUUUGAUUUCGAAAGCAAUUACAGAAAGUGGGUUUGCUUUGUCUCCGUGGGCCUUAGACCGUAAUCCGUUAGAAACAGCGAAAAGUUUAAUACAGAAUAUAGAUGAAAGUGAAAAGAAUGUUGAGUCAGAAAACAGUUUUAAUAUUUUCGAUACGAUAAAUUUAGAAACAUUAAUGAGAGCUGCUCGGGGUCUACUAUUAAAGCCAUGUAUUGAAAACGAUACCGGUUUGAUCACAGAAACACCGUGGAAUACUUUAAAUAACGAAAUGUUGAAAAUAUCAAUAAUGACAGGAUCAGCAAAUCAAGCCGCUAUGGAUAUGGCACUAGCCCACACUGAAGAAAGUUUGUCUCAGUUAAACAAAGAUUUCUCUCAGUUACUACCAAGUGAUCUUAAAUUUGAUAAUAUUGAGGAAAAAAACCGAAUCGGGGGACAAGUACGAUCAGAAUACUUUGGAGAGAAUAAUAUCACAAUGAACGAUAUGGAAACGCUUUCACAGUGCUUCACCGAUAGCCAGUAUUUGUAUCCUGCUAUAAGAGGAGCGAGGUUGCUAGUAAAAGGAGGAGCUCAAGUUUAUUUUUAUGAGUUUUCUUACGGAACUCACAAUGACGUUAAGGGAUCUGCAAAAGGCGAUUCUCUAAAUUAUGUAUUCAGCAAAGAUGAAGAAGAAACCACAAUAUCGAAUGUAAUGUUGGAUCUAUGGGUCAGUUUUAUCAAAUCUGGGAAACCAACAACCGACAAAAUUGAAUGGAAUCAUUUGGAGGCUGUCAAAGAAACUGAGGAAGUCUGGCUGUCAAUUGGGGAUACAGUGGUCGUGGAGAAAGGGUAUCAUCAUACACGAUUAAAACACUGGGACGACAUAUACAAAAAGUACUUUGUCGAGCACAAUAUAGCAAUUAAAUUAAAUUCUGCGAUUUACACAACAAUUCUCGGCUCUAUACUUUUGACGGAUAUAAGUAACUUUUUGAAUUUUUAA
This is a messenger RNA of Vanessa atalanta (red admiral), 3132 nucleotides long. RefSeq lists its product as uncharacterized. NCBI's taxonomy places the organism in Eukaryota, Metazoa, Arthropoda, Insecta, Lepidoptera, Nymphalidae. Bases 1 to 3132 code for a protein of 1043 amino acids. The record is from RefSeq and is a predicted model, not a curated record. The transcript is spliced from 8 exons.